UCAGCUAGGCUAGCGAAAGAGGGUGAACCGCAUGAGGGUACAAGUCAAAGAAGAGGAUAUUUAUUUUGUCUCAAUGUUGGCUCACUAAGCUAGGUCUUAAUCUGUUCGACUCUUAAGAGCCAAAGCCAUUUCUCUUUGAGAUUGACACGUUUGACUUCUUGAAGAACGGAGAAACGUUUAAAGAGAGUGUAAGAUCUGUGGUCAGUUGUGCAUGGCACUCGGUGUGGCAUCACCAUGAGUGGGGAGCCAGACGCGUUGGCUGUGGUCAACCAACUACGGGACCUGGCAGCUGACCCCCUGAACAGGCGGGCGAUUGUAGAGGAUCAUGGAUGCCUUCCGGGUCUUAUUCUGUUUAUGGACCAUCCCAACCCACAAGUGGUCUACUCAGCAUUAUUAGCGGUGCGCUACCUGGCAGAAUGUCGGGCCAACCGAGAGAAGAUGAAGGCGGGACUGGGCAUGAUGCUGAGUCUGCAGAACGUCAUGCAGAAAGGCACGACGCCGGGGGAGACCAAGCUGCUGGCGUCUGAGAUCUACGAGAUCCUGCAGAACUGCAGCAACCCGGAGGCCGAGCAGGCCGAGGCUGCAGCCUCCUGCCGGCGCAAGGCCCAGUUCUUUCUCGGCUCCACCAACAAGCGGGCCAAAACCGUCGUGCUGCAUAUCGACGGUCUGGACGACUCGGCCCGGCGUAGCCUGUGUGAGGAAGCUCUGUUGAAGAUCAAAGGCGUGAUCAGCUUCACCUUCCAGAUGGCUGUCAAGAGAUGCGUGGUGCGGAUCCGCUCUGACCUGAAGGCCGAGGCCCUUGGAACAGCCAUAAGUUCAACCAAAGUGAUGAAGGCCCACCAGGUAGUGAAGGGAGAGGACGGAAAUGAGAGGAUGGUUCCGCUGGAGGGGGAUUCAGAGGCGGUGGUGGAGCAGAACACGGACCUGCCGGACUACCUGCCGGAGGACGAGAGCCCGUCGCAGGAGCCGCACAAGGCCGUGUCCCGCCUGGGCUCCAUGCAGGACGGCUCCGGCUGGCUCAGCACGGCCGCCAACUUCCUGUCGCGCUCCUUCUACUGGUGACCUGCGCUCUAAACACCCCCAACUCACCCCCCAACCCUUCCUCCCUGUCCCCCUGUCCCCCUGUCCCCUUCCCCCCCCCUCAUCCCCACCCCUCCUGUCCCAUCCUCACCUCUCCUCACCUUUUGCCCUGCACACCCACACCUGCCCUCCAGGGGGUGCCGGACUGCCAAGUGCAAUUUUAUUUUUGCAAUAACCACAACUGUGUAUAAAAGAGUUCCAAACAGCGACAGCAGCAGAAGCAGAGGGCGCGUGCGGGGCGGGGCGGGCCGUCUACGAGAGUGCCUGCUCCCAGUUGCCCUCCAGAUGAGGACGUCACUAGCGCUACACACUUAGUCAACUCACCACUGAAGCCAUAAAGGGGACAGACACCACGCUCACAAGGGGCUCCUCACCUGAGCCCUCUGACAUCACCUCCUGUUUUUUUUUUCUCUUUCUUUAAUUUUUCAGUCAGUUUUCAAUGGUUUUAAUCCCCCCCCCCUCCCUGCCCGCCCUCUCCCUUUUGAUGGGUCCAUUCCUACUCACACCAAACCGAAUGCAUGGUUGCCCUUGGCAUUUGCGAGUGUGUUCUAGUGGUUGGACUGACCGCGCCUCUGCAGGUCUGCUCUGGCAUGGACCGGUGACGGUGGACAUGUGCCGCCCUCCUUUUUUUCCCCCUUCCUGACCGCAGGAGUUCUUCUCAAGUGCUCUCAUUUUUUCUUCUACCAUCGGAUCUUUCACUGUCCCUCUUAAACUUCCCUCUUCUUUUCUAGGGAUUAUUUGAUCAUGAUUAUUAAUUUCCCCCUGCCAUUUAGGCCUAUUCAAAGCAUGCUGUAAUUUUUUGAUGCCUUUCUUUUUUCUUUGUUUGCUAUUCUUCUUCAUAAUGUUUAUCCUUGUGUGAGCUUUUUUUCCCCUCUCUUUUACGCUACUCCUGCUUGUCCUUAUAUUUAUAUCUUGUUUUUAAGAUUUCUCUCUUUUUUUCACUCUGACAUUUUUUUUAAAUCUGGGGGGAAAAAAAUAAGUACGCAAACAGUCAAAUUCCCAUAAUCUUUGGUCAUUUGUUCACUUUAAAAUCACGGGAUCCACUCUUCCUUGUUUGUAAGCCUCUUUGAUCUUAGCAGGUUUCCUUCCUUAUUGGGAGUUUUUGUAGGCACCAGCAGAGGCGACUACUUGGGUUGUUGUGGAGCAGAAAUUAAAUACCUCGCUUGCUUCACUCCGAAAAGGGAUAUGAGGAGAACCUAAGCUACUCUGCGACACUUCUCCUACUGUAAUGCCGCGUGCCAAGCCACUGUAGUAUACGCAACACCUGUAGAUAUAUAUUUAUAUAUAUAUAUAAAUAGCCUCGACACUACUUAACCAAAUGGGCUAGUCACUGCUAUGAUUGCCUAACUCCCUGUAGCUAUGAUGAUAAAUACACACUAACAACUUCUAUCUUUGUCAGAUUUUCACCUUUUGGCUGUUCACCCCACAAAGAAAAGUAAAAAUUAAAAAAAGCAACAGGCCCAAAUCCAGAGUCUUUCAGCAGCAUUGCUAUCGUCGCUUGCUUGGCCAAAACCGGCUCUUUCUGGUGUCUGCUCCACUACAUGCUCACCUCGGCUGGACAGUCCCGCCCCCAACCUUUUUUUCUAUUGGCUCAUUCCCGACCAACCGUGUCCAUAUUGGUUUUUGCCCACUGAGUGACCACACGUGCAUAUCUGAGCUGCUUUUUCACAAGUGUAGAAAAUAAACAAACAAACAAAAAUCAGGGGUUCACAUACUUCCAGUAUUCAUGGAAAGGUUGUAAGUCGAGGAAAACGGUCACUCACUCCUCUCUAAUCUAAACCAUUUCUGUCAAAUGUUUGCUCACAAUUCACCCUAGGGAUUGCUUUUAGUUACUGGAAUGGCUAACACCCUGUUCACACACUUCACCACCAAUGGAGUUUGAAGCUAAAGGAGGAUUCUGAGACAAACUGACAUAGGAGUGAUUAUGAAGAUCUGCCUUGCCUUUUUUCAUACCUCUUUCUCUUCUUUUCUAUUUUUUUAAGACAGAGAAUGGGAAUUAAUUACAUUUUAAUAUAAGGCAGACCAACCCAGUUCCAUGAAGUUGUGAAUGAUCCUUAUUGAGAUGCCAUGUAAUGUGGACCAAUAUGGAUUAUUUGACUGAGGUCAUGUUAUGUGGACUGAUGUAUGGAUUAUUUGACUGAGGUCAUUUUUGCACGUCGCCAUCCUUCCAAAAUGUUGCCUACGAUCAACAACAUGUAAUCCUUCAGUAUUAUAUUUAACUAGAGGAUUCAGGUUCACUUCAUAAGUUAAAUAAUGUACAGUUGAUUAUUUCUUUUUUGUUACACCUCUUGUACUGUUGUCAUCCUUACUUGAACAUUUCCUCUUGAUUCGAUUUUUUUCUUUUCUUUACUUUUUGAUUAACAUAUUCAUUUCUCAUUGUUCAGUAGGAAGGCAGAACAAGAAAGGGUAGCAAAACCUCCACAUAGUUAACUAGCUUCUCGUGUACAGUGUAUAUCUGCGAUGUGAAGUAUUUCAGGUCACGAACAACUGUUGCCUGUUCACAAUAAUGACAAGUUAUUAAAAUAAAGAUAAAUGGAAAGAAA
This is a messenger RNA of Sardina pilchardus (European sardine), 3623 nucleotides long. It is a transcript of the gene armc1, whose product is annotated as armadillo repeat containing 1. Lineage: Eukaryota; Metazoa; Chordata; Actinopteri; Clupeiformes; Clupeidae. Gene Ontology annotation, molecular function: metal ion binding. The transcript is spliced from 7 exons. Bases 235 to 1062 code for a protein of 275 amino acids. The record is from RefSeq and is a predicted model, not a curated record.